GGUGACGUGGCCAGAAAUUCGACCAGCCACGUGGAAAAGCGGAAAGUGCUUGACGUGGGCGAACGGCGACGAUUUCAUUGUCGUUUGUGUUCGACAACCUUUUUGUUAUAUGCGUUUGAUUUGCCGUUAACCGUUGGCGCUUAGAAAUGCAAUACCACGCCAUCAAAAGAAGCAAGCUCAUCCGCCCUGCACUCAAAACCACCGCCAUCGCCGCCAACAAAAGAGAAGCAGAGCAGAGCUGCUUAGCUCUCCUGCAAGCCUGCGACGCCGUUCCAAAGCUUGCCCAACUCCACGGCCACGUUUUGAAAUUGGGUCUUCGAAACAACCCACUGGUCCUCACCAAGUUCACCUCCACGGCCUCCGACCUCAAGGCCAUUGACUAUGCCUCUCCCUUUUUAUUUGCACCAGACGCCGAUACCCAUCUCUAUGAUUCGUUUCUUUUCAAUACCAUCAUCAGAGCUUAUGCUCAAACUAGUCAUGGAAAGCAUAAAGCUUUGUGCUUUUACAAUGUUAUGCUUGAAGGUGCUGUUUUGCCUAAUAAAUUCACGUACCCUUUUGUCCUCAAGGCCUGUGCCGGCCUUGGGGACUUGAAUUUGGGCACGUCGGUUCAUGGGUCGGUGGUGAAAUUCGGGUUUGACGAUGAUGUUCAUGUCUGUAACACUAUGGUUCAUAUGUAUUGUUGUUGUAGUGGAGGGAUUGAAAGUGCUCGGAAGGUGUUUGAUGAAAUGCCCAAGCUGGACUCUGUUUCGUGGAGCGCAAUGAUUGGAGGGUAUGUGCGUGUGGGGUGGUCCACAGAUGCGGUUGACUUGUUUAGGGAAAUGCAGAUGGUGGGAGUUAGGCCGGAUGAGAUUACUAUGGUCUCGGUUCUGUCUGCGUGUACGGAUUUAGGUGCACUUGAACUUGGGAAGUGGGUUGAGUCUUACAUUGACAAAGAAGGGAUUCAGAAAACUGUGGAGCUUUCUAAUGCACUCAUUGACAUGUUUUCCAAAUGCGGGGAUGUGGAGAAAGCUUUGAAAUUGUUCAGAAACAUGAGUGGCAGAACAAUUGUUUCAUGGACUUCUGUGAUUGAUGGUCUGGCAAUGCAUGGCCGGGGAAUGGAGGCCAUGUCUUUGUUUGAGGAAAUGAUUGGAACCGGAGUAGCACCUGAUGAUGUUGCUUUCAUAGGAUUGUUUUCUGCGUGCAGUCAUUCCGGGUUGGUUGAAAAGGGUAAGAGCUACUUCAGUUCAAUGGUAGAAAAAUUUCACAUUGUACCUAAGAUAGAACACUACGGAUGCAUGGUGGAUAUGUUAUGCAGGGCCGGGCUUGUCAAGGAGGCAUUGGAGUUCAUUCAAAAAAUGCCGAUUGAGCCAAACCCGAUAGUUUUGCGAACCCUAAUCAGCGCUUGCCGUGCCCAUGGCGAACUCAAGCUUGGAGAGAGCAUCACCAAAGAGUUAAUCAGGAAUGAACCUAUGCAAGAGUCAAACUAUGUUCUACUUUCCAACAUAUAUGCAAAAAUGACACAUUGGGAGAAGAAAGCCAAGAUUAGAGAGGUGAUGGACAAGAGAGGGAUGAAGAAGAUCCCCGGGAGCACUAUGAUCGAGCUAGAUCACGAAAUUUACGAAUUCGUGGCUGGAGAUAAAUCUCAUAAGCAGUACAAACAGAUUUACGAGAUGGUGGAUGAGAUGGGGAGGGAGAUGAAGAGAGCUGGAUAUAUUCCCACUACAUCAGAGGUUUUGCUAGAUAUUGAUGAAGAAGAUAAAGAAGAUGCUUUGAAUAGGCACAGUGAAAAGUUGGCCAUUGCAUUUGCCCUCCUUAAUACGCCGCCGGGAACUCCCAUUCGGAUAGUGAAGAAUUUGCGAGUUUGCGAUGAUUGCCACUCUGCUACAAAGUUCAUCUCUAAGAUUUAUAAUCGAGAAAUAGUUGUGAGGGAUCGAAACAGGUUUCACCAUUUCAAGGAUGGUAUGUGUUCAUGUAGAGAUUUCUGGUGACGAACCAAAUAAAAUUUGAUGAGUACCAAUUCAUUUGAUUGGACCACAAUUUUCUGG
Molecule: messenger RNA, 2024 nt
Organism: Prunus persica (peach)
Lineage: Eukaryota; Viridiplantae; Streptophyta; Magnoliopsida; Rosales; Rosaceae
Product: pentatricopeptide repeat-containing protein At4g21065
Exons: 1
Coding region: 147-1967 (606 amino acids)
Biological process (GO): RNA modification
Molecular function (GO): protein binding; RNA binding; zinc ion binding
Source: RefSeq, a predicted model, not a curated record